Molecule: messenger RNA, 702 nt
Organism: Zygotorulaspora mrakii
Lineage: Eukaryota; Fungi; Ascomycota; Saccharomycetes; Saccharomycetales; Saccharomycetaceae
Gene: CBT1
Product: Cbt1p
Exons: 1
Coding region: 1-702 (233 amino acids)
Source: RefSeq, a predicted model, not a curated record
AUGACUGCUCGAAGGGAAUUCAUAUUGGAUGCGCUGAAUGCACCCAAAUUUGUAUAUAGAUAUAAGUCUCGGGCCAUAGGGAAAGAUGCAAAAUUGACGAGAUCUUUGGAGCAGGAAGUUCAGACAUGUAAAUAUCGGGAGAUUCUUCAGAGCUGUAAUACAUUUGCAAUUUUUGAUUGGAUAGAGGAUAACACCACAAGAAUCAACAGGCGUUAUUAUUGGGAUAAGUUCAUCAAGACCAUACGCAAUGACGUCCAGAAGGGAAACAUCGCUUCUCUGACUGCUAAAUUGAACAACACUGCCUUUUCAAAAGCUUUGCAAAUCAAGAAUCUCAAGAAGGCACAAGACUAUAGGUGUUCUUUCUUCAGUGUUCAGACUGUCGACGGUCUCGAAACACUAUUGCAGGCCUUCAAUGUCGAGAACUGUAAGUUGAGAUUGCAUUCAUUGGGAUUGCGUGUUGUAGCACAGAGCGGUGAACCUGGGGGAAAUAGUGUGGCGUCUUAUAUCCAGGCUCUAUUGGAAGAGUCUACGAACAUGUAUACGAAUAUCAAUUACGAUAAGCUAUUAAAGAUCGCCAAAGCCUCAAAAAAUCAGAGCGAUCAAUCUGGGAAGAGACUGCUUGAGAGCCUAGCAGAAAAGGGAUUAUCUACUCCCAUUCUCGCAAAUGAAGAUACUUGGCUACUUGUUACUCGCACCCAUUAA